Molecule: messenger RNA, 1547 nt
Organism: Spea bombifrons (plains spadefoot toad)
Lineage: Eukaryota; Metazoa; Chordata; Amphibia; Anura; Pelobatidae
Exons: 2
Coding region: 264-1448 (394 amino acids)
Source: RefSeq, a predicted model, not a curated record
AUGCUUAGCAUGGAGCGGGGCAUGCUGGGAAAGAAAGAGCAGCUGACUGUCAGGAAGUAGACGGAGCCGUACAUGUGGCCGGACUGAGCAGAGGUAUCGCCGGUUUCUAUCGCAGGUUGGAAUCCACGGUAAAAAGUUUUCUAUAAACUGAUUUUGAGAUACGGGAAGCGGUUAGAAUCUGGUGGUUUGUUGUGCUUCUCGUAGGAAGGAAGAAAUAUUAAAAAGAGGAAGGGGGCAGAAAGGAUACAAGGAUUAAACAGAAGAUGACCUCAGGCGGGCCAUCGGUGGCAAUUAUCGGUGGAGGAAUCGCAGGCUUGGUGUGUGCAGCCAGGCUUUCACAGCUGGGACUGACAGACACCAAAGUGUUUGACACCGGGAAAAGAGCUCCCGGUGGUCGAUGCAGCAGUAGGUUCAUCAGCAUUGGUGGUAAACUCCAUGUAUUUGACCAUGCUGUCCAGUUCUUCACCGUGAGCGAUCUGAGAUUCGCAAAAAUUGUCUCCUUUUUGCACAGUAAGAAGGCUGUGAAGGUUUGGCCCGGGAAAAUAGUUAAACUUAAAAAGGGGGCAGAGCCAGUCCAAGUGAAGGAUGUUCAAGCGUUUGUUGGGACAAGAGGAAUGCAGUCAAUUCCAGAGACUCUUUCUAGCCUUGUCCAUGUUGAAGGGAAUACGUGGGUCAACCAUGUUCUUUGGGAUGCUGUUGUGAAGAAGUGGAAGGUUGAUAACCAUGGCUGGUUUGAUUAUUUGGUAGUUGCCCAUAAUGGAAAGUGUGCAGACAGGCUCAUGGCUGAUUGUGGCGCACCGCAAAUCCACAAUCUUUUGAGGGUGAAGUUUGGCCCAGUGUUGUCGCCCAAGACCGACAUCAUGCAGUUGUGUUCCCUCUGGGUGUUGUUAAUGGCGUUUUCCAAAAACAUUGAAUUGUGCUUUGAUGGCGCAUUUGUGGAACACACUGAUAUAUCCUGGAUUGGAAACAACACAUCAAAAUACAAGGCUGACAAUGACUUAGAAUGCUGGACUGUUAUCAGCACAAGGACUUUUGGCGCAAAGCAUAAGGUACCCCAGGAGAACAUACCACCUUCCAAAGAGAAGGAAGUUACCAAUUCACUACUCAAUGCUUUUGCAGAAGUAACCGGGUUGGGCCGAAAAAGUAUAAUGCCUUGUUUCACCAAAGUCCAGCUGUGGGGAGCAGCAAACCCUCUGAAUGUUCUUCAAAGAGAAGACUGUGUUUUCCAGGCUAGUCAUAAUGUGGGUAUCUGCGGAGACUGGCUGGUUAGCCCGUGUAUUGAGGGCGCAGCUGUUAGCGGCCUGGCUCUAGCUGAAGUUAUCGGUCGGCACGUGAGAGGCGAGAGACGCGACGUAGGCUUGAAGACCCACUUAGCUCCUCUGGAGGCAGAAGCCAUUGGUGCUUUCCCUACCAACAAAAGUUUGCUCUUUAAUCCUGGAAAGCCAUGAAAGAAUAUGUGACCUCAUGGGGAAUAAUGAUGGACUUCACCCCAUUACAACCGAUCGAUCUGUUACUAGCAGGUGUUUUGUGUCUAAAUAAAAUAAAAA